AUGGACGUGGACAUGGACGUGGACUUGGACGUGGACGUGGACAUGGACGUGGACGUGGACAUGGACGUGGACGUGGACGUGGACGUGGACAUGGACGUGGACAUGGACGUGGACGUGGACGUGGACAUGGACGUGGACAUGGACGUGGACAUGGACGUGGACAUGGACGUGGACGUGGACGUGGACGUGGACGUGGACGUGGACGUGGACGUGGACGUGGACAUGGACGUGGACGUGGACGUGGACGUGGACGUGGACGUGGACAUGGACGUGGACGUGGACGUGGAAAUGGACGUGGACGUGGACGUGGACGUGGAUGGACAUGGACGUGGACGUGGACGUGGACGUGGACGUGGACAUGGACGUGGACAUGGACAUGGACGUGGACGUGGACGUGGACGUGGACAUGGACGUGGACGUGGACGUGGACGUGGACAUGGACGUGGACGUGGACAUGGACAUGGACGUGGACUGGAAAUGGACGUGGACGUGGACGUGGACAUGGACAUGGACGUGGACGUGGACGUGGACGUGGACGUGGACGUGGACAUGGACGUGGACGUGGACAUGGACGUGGACGUGGACGUGGACGUGGACAUGGACGUGGACGUGGACGUGGACGUGGACGUGGACGUGGACGUGGACGUGGACGUGGACGUGGACAUGGACGUGGACAUGGACGUGGACUUGGACGUGGACGUGGACGUGGACGUGGACGUGGACGUGGACGUGGACGUGGACGUGGACGUGGACGUGGACGUGGACAUGGACGUGGACGUGGACGUGGACAUGGACGUGGACGUGGACGUGGACGUGGACAUGGACGUGGACGUGGACGUGGACGUGGAAAUGGACGUGGACGUGGACGUGGACGUGGACGUGGACGUGGACGUGGACAUGGACGUGGACAUGGACGUGGACAUGGACGUGGACGUGGACGUGGACGUGGACGUGGACAUGGACGUGGACAUGGACGUGGACGUGGACGUGGACGUGGACGUGGACGUGGACGUGGACGUGGACGUGGACGUGGACAUGGACGUGGACGUGGACAUGGACGUGGACGUGGACGUGGACAUGGACGUGGACGUGGACGUGGACGUGGACGUGGACGUGGACGUGGACGUGGACAUGGACGUGGACGUGGACGUGGACGUGGACGUGGACGUGGACGUGGACAUGGACGUGGACGUGGACGUGGACGUGGACGUGGACGUGGACGUGGACGUGGACGUGGACGUGGACGUGGACAUGGACAUGGACGUGGACGUGGACGUGGACGUGGACGUGGACGUGGACGUGGACGUGGACGUGGACGUGGACAUGGACGUGGACUUGGACGUGGACGUGGACGUGGACGUGGACAUGGACGUGGACGUGGACGUGGACGUGGACGUGGACAUGGACGUGGACGUGGACGUGGACAUGGACGUGGACGUGGACGUGGACAUGGACGUGGACGUGGACAUGGACGUGGACGUGGACAUGGACGUGGACGUGGACGUGGACGUGGACGUGGACGUGGACGUGGACGUGGACGUGGACAUGGACGUGGACGUGGACGUGGACGUGGACGUGGACGUGGACGUGGACGUGGACGUGGACGUGGACGUGGACGUGGACGUGGACGUGGACGUGGACGUGGACGUGGACGUGGACAUGGACGUGGACGUGGACGUGGACGUGGACGUGGACGUGGACGUGGACGUGGACGUGGACAUGGACGUGGACUUGGACGUGGACGUGGACGUGGACGUGGACGUGGACAUGGACGUGGACGUGGACGUGGACGUGGACGUGGACAUGGACGUGGACGUGGACGUGGACAUGGACGUGGACGUGGACGUGGACAUAGACGUGGACGUGGACAUGGACGUGGACGUGGACAUGGACGUGGACGUGGACGUGGACGUGGACGUGGACGUGGACGUGGACGUGGACGUGGACGUGGACGUGGACGUGGACAUGGACGUGGACGUGGACGUGGACGUGGACGUGGACGUGGACGUGGACGUGGACAUGGACGUGGACGUGGACAUGGACGUGGACGUGGACGUGGACGUGGACGUGGACAUGGACGUGGACGUGGACGUGGACGUGGACGUGGACGUGGACGUGGACGUGGACGUGGACGUGGACGUGGACGUGGACGUGGACGUGGACGUGGACAUGGACGUGGACGUGGACGUGGACUGGACGUGGACGUGGACGUGGACGUGGACGUGGACAUGGACGUGGACAUGGACGUGGACAUGGACGUGGACGUGGACGUGGACGUGGACAUGGACGUGGACGUGGACGUGGACGUGGACGUGGACGUGGACGUGGACGUGGACGUGGACGUGGACGUGGACGUGGACGUGA
Closterium sp. NIES-65 is the source of this 2364-nucleotide messenger RNA. NCBI's taxonomy places the organism in Eukaryota, Viridiplantae, Streptophyta, Zygnematophyceae, Desmidiales, Closteriaceae. The record is from the annotation of a GenBank genome assembly.